Molecule: messenger RNA, 489 nt
Organism: Acanthoscelides obtectus
Lineage: Eukaryota; Metazoa; Arthropoda; Insecta; Coleoptera; Chrysomelidae
Source: the annotation of a GenBank genome assembly
AUGCGCAAAAAUAAGCCUCAAAUUCCUCGAGAACUUCUAGAUGUGAAAAAUAGACCAGUAAAAAGCAGCCUGUUUGCAUAUGGUGAAGACUCGGAUGAAAACCCCAAUAAGUGCCUUCUUGUUUCAUAUGUACCAAAGCGAAACAAAAACGUGCUGUUAUUAUCAACCCUGCAUGAUGAUGGUAAGAUCGACGAUCACACUGGAGAUGCUUUCAAGCCCGAAGUUAUUACAGACGAAAGGAGGCGUAGAUGUGGUCGACAAAAUGAAAUUCGAAUAUUCAACAGCACGAUUCAGGUUUCCUUCAGCUCUAGAGGAUUCCAGAAUGAAACAUCAGAAGAAGAAACCUUCAGUUCAGAAAUUUUAGAUGAAGAAUUUUCAAAAGAAAAAUCUACACACAUAAAGAAAGUAUCACGUGCGGAGAAUGUGUUGGAAGAAAAGGAAUUCCCGAUCGGAUUAUCGGGGUUAAGGGGAUUCGAUUUUAAUGAAUAA